This is a messenger RNA of Brugia malayi, 2226 nucleotides long. RefSeq lists its product as uncharacterized. Bases 1 to 2226 code for a protein of 741 amino acids. Gene Ontology annotation, cellular component: nucleus. Gene Ontology annotation, molecular function: RNA polymerase II cis-regulatory region sequence-specific DNA binding; DNA-binding transcription activator activity, RNA polymerase II-specific. The record is from RefSeq and is a predicted model, not a curated record. Gene Ontology annotation, biological process: regulation of transcription by RNA polymerase II. The transcript is spliced from 15 exons. Lineage: Eukaryota; Metazoa; Nematoda; Chromadorea; Rhabditida; Onchocercidae.
AUGAAGGACGUGAAAAUUGAAGAUUGCGAGGCCGAAGCAGUAUAUCCUUUGAUAUCUGCUGAAUCAAAUUCACUUUUCGCUUUGAUGUGGACUCAGAACCUUGCAGCUUUGGCUGCUGGAACAGGCACGAAUGCUUCAACUAAUUCAUUUAUGCAGCCGUUGUUGAAUUCAACAUCGGGAACUUUGCAACAGCUCAAUCCGUUCUUGCAAACACUUGCCGUACAAUCUGGAAUUGGUUUUUCCCCCAAAACGAAUAUGGCUGUCGCAUUUCCUUCCACUAAAGAGGUUGAAGGCACAGAUAAAGUUCUAUGCCGCAAUACAGCUUCAACUGGAAGCGGAAAUGAGCAGGAGGCGAAAAGAAUACGUCUUUCUUCCCACUCAUUGAAGCCCUCUACAUCUCAACAUAUCAACACGGUUUCAGCUGUUGGUGGUGGUGUAUCUGGUAGUAACGGUGAUAUUACAGCAGAGGAUGUGAAUUGUUUGCGAAAGCUAUUAGAAAUCUUGUGGUUUAUAUUCGUAAGUCUUGUGAUACGGCAAAGCAAAAACAUUGGAUCUUUGAGAAGAUUUAUCACAUGUUUACGACGGUGUUUUCAAUCUUGUUUCCAGUGCUUCACAUCGUUAACAAUUACGAUUCUGUAUUCAUUCUAUGGAGGUAUUUCAAGUCCAUCGGGCACCACAUUUGGCUCAUCCUGUGGUGCUUUUGAUUCAUUUAGUGGUAUUGGCAGCACAGGAAUCACACCACAACAAAAUACUAGUUACGCUGGUGUUAUGAAUUUACCACAACAGUUACCUUUUUUAAAUAUUAUUGGUGAGCAGCAGCCACUUACCAGAGAAGUAAUGCAAGAUUAUCUGAAUAAUCGUCAAAAAUAUGAUUGUAUUGUUAGUAUAUUUCAUGCUAAAGUGGCGCAGAAAUCUUACGGAAAUGAAAAAAGAUUUUUCUGUCCUCCACCAUGCAUUUAUCUUUUCGGAGAUGGGUGGAAGCACAAAAAGAAGAUGGCGGAAGAUUUAUAUAGACGAUAUCGUGAAUACCAGAAGCGAAACGAUAUUCAGGAAACGGAUUCAGAUGCAGAACAUAUUAGUGAAGCUCGGUCUACUGAGUUAUGUGCGUUUAUCGGAAUUGGAGCUCCAUCUGAGCAGGAAAAACAAACACUUGAUUUCUCUAGCAACAAGGAUUAUUGUGCAGCGAAGACAUUAUAUAUUUCGGAUGCCGACAAGCGCAAAUAUUUUGAGCUAUCGGUGCAAUUCUUCUACGGGUCUGGACAUGAAAUUGGGAUUUUUUCUUCUCAACGAAUUAAAGUUAUAAGUAAACCAAGCAAAAAGAAACAAAGCAUGAAGAAUACCGAUUGCAAAUACCUUUGUAUCGCCUCUGGUACCAAAGUUGCCUUAUUCAACAGGCUUAGGUCGCAGACAGUCAGUACUCGUUACUUACAUGUUGAAGGAGGAGGGUUCCAUGCGAGUUCGACAAAGUGGGGUGCUUUUACAAUCCAUCUGAUCGAGGAUGACCCUAAUGCAGGUGAAUCUGAGGAUUUUAAUGUCAAAGAUGGCUUCAUUUACUAUGGUGCUUUAGUGAAACUCGUUGACAGUGUAUCAGGAAUUGCUUUGCCUCGUUUGAGAAUUCGUAAAGUCGAUAAACAACAUGUUGUACUGGAUGCAUCUGCAAGCGAAGAACCAGUUAGUCAGCUACACAAAUGUGCAUUUCAAAUGGUUGAUUCUGAUACAAUUUAUCUUUGUCUUUCACAUGAUAAGAUUAUCCAGCAUCAGGCUGUACCCGUCGAUGCAAAUCGACAUCAAAUUAGCGAUGGUGCAUCGUGGACUAUUAUUUCUACAGAUAAGGCCGAAUAUCGAUUUUAUGAGGCCAUGGGACCAGUACGUCAGCCAAUAACUCCAGUACCUGUUGUCAGCGGUAUGGAGCUGUAUGGCGAUGGUGAUCUUGCCCGAGUCGAUCUCAUUGGUUCAAACUUCAGGACAAAUCUCAAGAUUUGGUUUGGUACUAUACCGGUGGAUACCAUCUUCAGAUCAGAAGAAAUGAUGGGUUGUUUGGUACCUCCGUUGUCGGCGGUUUGUCCGAAUUGGGCACCGUAUUGUGGCGAACCUGCUGCAGUUCCCCUAUCGUUGGUUCGCGAUGAUGGUGUCAUUUAUUCCACAAACAUGACAUUUAGCUACAAAAGUGAAACGGCUGCGCGGUCGAUGGUGAAUCGACGGUAUUUAGAAAAUAUGACGUCAUAA